AUGGCCUCUCCACCACCCCGCGUGCAACGCCUCCAAUCCCAGAUGACAGCCCACAACCUCGACGCCAUCAUCUGCACCCAACCCACCUCAUCCUUCUACCUCUCCGGCUUCAACCCGAUCAUCUAUUCCGACCCCGUCCUGGUCAUCCUCCCGCGGCAAUCCGGCCCCAUCCUCCUGGUGCACGCCCUCCGCAGCACGCACGCCAAGUCCAGCGCCUGGACGCCCACCAUCCACCUGUACGGCACCUGGGGACCAGCCCCAACCCUCGCACCGACCUGGCCCGUCGCCCUGACCACCCUCCUGGACGGCUGCGACCUCCCCACGCACCCGACCAUCGGCAUCGAGCACGACACCCUCCCCGCAACCCAACACACCCUCCUCCGCCACACGCUCCCCACCGCCACGCUAACCAACUGCACGCCGCUCCUCCACGCCAGCAGGGCCAUCAAAGACCCCGAUGAGAUCGCCCACACCCGCAUCGCAGCCACCCUCGCCGAGAAAGGGAUGGAAUCCGCCAUCGCCGCACUCGCGCACCCCAGCACCAGCGAGCGCGACGCCGUCCUCGCCGCGCUGCAGAGCAUGCACGCGCACUGGGCGGCCCACUACCCCAGCGUCGAGAUCUGCGACUUCGGAUCCCCCGAGGGCGGGGUCAACAGCGGGUUGACGGCGUGGGUGCUCUCGGGCCCGCGGCAGGCGUUCGGGUGCGAUAACCCGCUUCCCCGGGUCCCGCGGCCCGGGGAGAGUGUCUCGGUGUUUGUGUGGGCGGUGGCCAACGGUAUGCACGCGGAGCUGGAGCGCACGGUCUGGAUCGGCGAGGUGGGGCUGGGGCUGGGGCUGGGGGGUCUUUCGCCGUGGCGCGCGAUGCGCGAUGCUCUGGAUAUCCGGGCCGAGGUGCUGAGGCUCCUGAGGCCCGGGCCGGCGGUGCGGGAGCUGUACCGCGCUGCUGUACGGGGGUAUGAGGUGAGAGGGUACGCGGCGUAUGUCCCGGGGCGGAUCGGGCAUUCGGUGGGGUUGGGGCCGCAUGAGCUGUUUUUUCUUGAGGAGAGGGAGGAGAGGAUGCUGCAGGCGGGCAUGGUGGUUGCGGUGGAGGUCAAUAUUCUUGUCCCUGGAGCGGGGGGUGCGUGUGUCCAGUUCUCGGAUACGUUUCUUGUUACCGCGGAGGGGUGGGAGCGGUUGACGCGGUUUGCGGAGGGGGUGGUGACGGUGAGGGCUGAUGGGGAUGUGACUGUGGUGUAG
This is a messenger RNA of Aspergillus brunneoviolaceus CBS 621.78, 1236 nucleotides long. RefSeq names its product M24 family metallopeptidase. The record is from RefSeq and is a predicted model, not a curated record. The transcript has a single exon. Bases 1 to 1236 code for a protein of 411 amino acids. NCBI's taxonomy places the organism in Eukaryota, Fungi, Ascomycota, Eurotiomycetes, Eurotiales, Aspergillaceae.